Molecule: messenger RNA, 4920 nt
Organism: Metopolophium dirhodum (rose-grain aphid)
Lineage: Eukaryota; Metazoa; Arthropoda; Insecta; Hemiptera; Aphididae
Exons: 8
Coding region: 788-3409 (873 amino acids)
Biological process (GO): transmembrane transport; monocarboxylic acid transport
Molecular function (GO): monocarboxylic acid transmembrane transporter activity
Source: RefSeq, a predicted model, not a curated record
GAUCGGCUGCGACGGCGGCGGCAUUUUUAGCAUCCAGCGGCUCUAGAAACCGCACGGCCGUCGCCGCGUCGCCUGCGCCGCAAAGUCGCGAAAUAUUUUUCCCCGCAUACACGCACGCGUACACACACACACACAAACGGGCGCGCGCGCGCGCGACCGGCACCACGUACAUUGGCCAUCGUCUCCGACGAAUUUGAUAUAUUUAUUUUUUUAAUUUUUCGUCACCGGAUUUUUGCCCCCUCGCCGGGUUCUUACGAGACGCCGGCACCGAGGAUCUCGCCCCGAGGAAAGGACGAGGACGGCGGCAUCGCCACUGAUAUAGCGCGCUAAAAUAUAGCUGCCGCAGUCGGAUCCGUCACACGCCCAAUGCGUCGGUGGAGUCUGCAGAGUACGAUCACCAGCUAAUAAACAAUAAACAGACUUCUAGUUUGUCUAAUUUUCGGUAAAAAGCCGGUCAUUGAUGAACCACGUUGAGACGACAACCACAAGACGUUCUACUGAGUGGAUAUAUACCGUGACGACAUGCAAUUGGCCGACGGGUAGGACUUGGUUGCGAGUUAUCGACUUUGAAGUGAUACUGCCACGGCUACUGACUGCACCACUGUCUUCACUGAGUAAUCGGAUUGCGCUAUUUUAGUAUUUUACCACGAUGGAACGCAACAGAUUAUUUCUGGAACCACGGUUGUAGCCGGAAUCGUAAAACUACGACUACGACCACGACCACGACCACGACCACCACCACCACUCGCACUAGUCGAAUUGCGAUCCAAUCGUCUCUUGUGGAUUUAUGGAAGCGGACGACGAUGGACGCGACCCGGCGGCGGUGGCGAAGACGGAGACGGAGGCGGCGGUGGCGGCGACAACUGCGACCGGAAAUGACGACGACGACGAUGACUGUGGCUCUCCCGGGGGUGGCGAAGAGUACGACGACUAUCUGGACGACUUUCUCAAAAAGCUGUGCCGGGAACGGGUGACUGCUAGCGACCAGCCGUGCACUGUAAAGCGAGUAUCGGUCCAGGUGGAGUCUGUGCCGUAUGGGGGCGUCCGGUACGGGGGGGUGGAUGAGGUGAACGACAACGAAGCGGACGCGGACGACGACGAUGACGGUGCAUCGACAGCAACUAUGACUCGUAAGCCUAAAAUACCAGAUGGCGGCUGGGGCUGGAUGGUGGUAUUUGCUUCACUGAUGAUCUGCCUCAUCUCGGAUGGCAUCAGCUUCUCGUUCGGGUUACUAUACAUCGAGUUCCUCAAGGAGUUCCAAGAGAGCAAGUCCAAGACGGCGUGGAUCGGUAGCCUGUUCAUGGCCGUGCCUCUGAUCCUGGGCCCGGUGGGAAGCGCACUGGUCGACAAGUUUGGGUGUCGGAAGAUGACCAUCCUGGGAGGUGUAAUUUCAGGCCUGGGAUUCAUCAUAUCGUCGUUCGCCGAUUCGAUCGAGAUGGUGUUCUUCACUUUCGGAUUCCUUUCUGGGUUAGGCUUGUGCCUAUGCUACGUUACAGCCGUCGUCAGCAUCGCGUACUGGUUUGACAAGAAGCGCACCCUAGCCACCGGGCUGGGCGCGUGUGGCACCGGGAUCGGCACGUUUCUAUAUGCACCAAUGACCCAAUACUCGAUCGAGGAGUACGGCUGGCGGGGCACCGUACUUCUGUUAGCUGGCACGUUUUUCAACUUUUGCGUGUGUGGUGCUUUGAUGCGAGACCCCGACUGGCUGAUUGCUGAACAGAAGAAACCAGCGGUCACCAGUGGGCACUCCGGAGCCGUCACCGCCAAACCCUGGACCGACACCGAGGAGUCCAUCGUCGAUCACUGCCCGGUGGUAGGUGUCGAGAAUGAAAUAGCUACUCCAUCCACUGGACGGACUAAGGGAAUCGAUCUGAUCGCGUCCGAACCGGAUGUAGACGCACUCAUGCAGUAUCCAGGAGUCGAGCAAUACAGGCGCAUGGUGAAAGAAGCUCAGUGCGCCGAGUACAGGCUGACUGGUGUCACCACCACCGUCCGCAGUCCAAUGACCGACGGUGUGCGCCGGCUACCCGACGACAACACUUGUUUCCGGUCGGUCAUCAACUUACCUACAUACCUCAAGCACAAUGAAAAAGUUCCGUUCGAGGUACUCGAGUCGUUAAGUUCCAACAAGACACUGUUCAACUUGAUCCUAGAAAACUAUCCGAACCUGUUGUUGUGCCGGAGUAGCAGUGUGAGCCAGAUGAACAAUGCAUCAGUGGGCAAAGAUCUGUCAGAUACGCGGACGGUCUACAACAAAGGCAAUGGGCUUCGGUCUGACUCGCCGCCGCUGGUCAUGAAGAUGAAGCUAAAACAAUCGAAGAAGUCAAACUCAAUGGGUUCGGGCGUUAUAUCUCCACUAGAAUCGCAGGCUAUUUCACCCCCACAGACUUAUACCGCUGACAAUAGCCCCGAACGACAUCCCAAGGCACAUCACUCGAUGUUGAAGAGACAAUUUAGCACCACUCAAAGCAGCUAUUUGAAGAGUUUACCAUACCACAGGAGCUCCGUGAUGUACAAAGGAGCAAUAUUGAACAUCCAAAAAAAUUCUAUGAAAGCGUCCUCAUGCCCAGACAUAUACAACAAUAACUCUACAUUAACAGUCACUAGCGAACCCGAUUCCAUGUUCCGCAGGCAUAGUUUUGUCAAAGUAAUUAAUCAGUUAUCGAAUAAACGUGUGAAUACGAUACGUCGAGUUAGGCGGAAAAGAUCAUAUUUUCAUCCGAAAUCGUUGAAAAAGGAAUGGUACACCGAAGUAAAAGAGUUGUUCAGUGGCAUCUUAGACUUCAGUAUGUUUUUGGAACUACAUUUCCUAUUCCUGUCAUUAUCCACGAUAUUGCUGUUCACGUGGUUUAUCGUGCCAUAUUUCUAUCUCACCGAUUUUGUAAUGGCUCAAGGACUGAGCGAAACCGACGCAUCUACUAUCAUCAGCACUAUUGGAGCUACGAACACUGUCGGAAUGAUAUUACUCGGCUGGGCUGGUGAUUAUCCAUGGAUGAACGUGACCAAGGUGUAUGCGAUCUGUCUAGUGGGCUGUGGCAUUUGCUGUGCCAUCAUGCCUUUGUUUAUCAGCAGCUUUUGGUCGCUGAUCGUCAUCGGAGCCGCGUUCGGUCUGUUUUUCGCUUCCAAUUUCUCGUUUACGCCCGCCAUUUUGGUAGAACUCAUACCGCUGGACCGGUUCACCACGGCGUAUGGUCUGAUGUUACUGUGCCAAGGUAUCGGCAAUCUAUUGGGACCGCCGUUGGCAGGUUGGGUAUCUGAUUUGACUGGCUUUUGGGACUUAUCUUUUUACUUAGCCGGUUUUUGGAUCGUUUUGUCUGGUGUCUUCAUUGGGCUCAUUCCAUUCACGAAAAAUCGACUAUUGUGGGGCGCUGGCCAAUUGGAAAUCGAACGGGACAGUGUUAGGUCAUAAAAAUAUACAACUUUAUCUUAAAAUAUAUAUAGGAGACCUUAGAAAUGUCUCAUAGUAUGAGUUAUAUUCAGCUCAUUACGAUAUAAACGUAAACUUGUAAUAUGAGUUGUUUAAACAAUUCUUUUUUGAGUGUUCUCCUGUGAUGUACCUAUAUAACUGCGAAACCGCUAUCAACUUUAAUCGGAUAAAGUGUUUGAAAAUAGUUUGUUGGAUUAGUGAGGAAUGUUGAAAUACAUUUUAAUUGAAAUGGUUUGCUUAAAAUGUUCACUGAUAAAAUGUCAUCUAUCCAACAUAAUGAAAUAACCAAAUAAUAUCCUAGAUUCUAUUUUAGUAUAUUUUAUUUUCGAUCAAGUCGUUGAAAAUAUUCUUCUUUUUAAUUCGAUAUCUAAGUAUCAAUUUUUUAAACGUAGAUGAAAUAUUUAAAUAUUUUUAACAUUCCGGUCAAACUCAAACCAUACAUAAGGUUUUAAUUAAUUUCAAGAGUUCGAAAGCAGAUGUGAAGACCACAGCUCCGCAAAUCUUUAAAAGGUUACAUACAUGUUUUAUGUAUGGAUAUUUGGCAGUAUUAAAGGAAGGCAGCUAAUAAAUUAUGACCCUCUAAUAUUAUUAUUUAUUUUUAUUAUUAUUAUUAUUAUUAUUAUUAUUAUUAUUAUUAUUAUUAUUACUAUUGAUUUUGUAUCUUACUGUCGUAAAUUAUUAUCUUGUUAAAUUAUAGAAUUUAUAUUUUUACUGAAAUACCUAUUUUACCAAAUGUUGUGAAUUUUGAGUUGUGUUAUUUAUAUAUUUAAUAUUUUCAUGUUAAUAUAGAUACAUAUACUCUCGUUAUUAUCCUUCUGAAAUUAUAAACUAUGUGGAAAAUCGUCUCGUGUCCCCUGUCUCAUUAAACCAAUUAGAUAUUAGAUAAAUUGUUUUAGUUGCCCGUUUAUAAUAUAUUUCGAAUCACACUUAAAAGCCCAUAAACGAAGAAAUGUAUAAGAUUUUAGAACGUAAGACAAUCAUGUUCAUCUUUUAUUUUCUGCCCGUCUUAAUAAACUGAAUUGUGUUAGUUGGAUAGUAAAUUAUUAUUUAGUAAAAGUUUAAAUACCCAACGAUUGACGAUUUGUGGAGCAAUAUUUUUAGAAUUUAAGAAACGUGUCAAAAUACUACUGAUUUAUUUUUAUUCGAUGUAUGAAUAAUAUUACUUCUUACUGUAUAUCAUUAGCAUAUUAUUAUUGUUGUUUUUUGUCUUUUUAAUAUUAUUUGGCUCAAGUAUAUAAUUGUAAUACUACGAUCUUCCAUUUUUGAUUUUGUAUGUCGGUCGAUUCUCAUCGUUGAUCAAUAAAAUGUAAGCGUGCGUAUAACGUAUAUUGUAGCUGUUAUAUAGAUAUUUAUUAUAUUUAGCAUGUAAUUUUUAAAAUAUAUUCAAUGAAUUUGAUAAAGUUCGUUUUGGACAAAUUAUCACAAUUAUAUCGUUGUUAAAUACAAUAUUUACAUCUGUUAUUUAAAUAAUUAAAAUAUUUAAUCAUAAAAGA